Molecule: messenger RNA, 576 nt
Organism: Monosiga brevicollis MX1
Lineage: Eukaryota; Choanoflagellata; Craspedida; Salpingoecidae
Exons: 2
Coding region: 1-576 (191 amino acids)
Molecular function (GO): protein binding
Source: RefSeq, a predicted model, not a curated record
AUGCCGUGUGUGUGUGUGUGGGCUGGCGAGCUGUUGCCGCUCGGUCUUGCGGCAGGGGUCGAGCCGGGGGCGGCCGACUGGGUCAAUAAUGUUGGGGCUGGAGCGGCGGCGUGUGCUGCAGUAGCGACUGGAACGGAACUGCUGGUGGUGGCCGAGGGCCCCGAGUUGCGGGCCUGCGACCCGCGUAAACCGGCAGCGGCCGCGACGCUGUGGAGCCAGCGCGUGUCCGAGGAUGUCGAUUGCGACACCAACGAGCUCGCCGUCCUCGAUUCGUUUGUUGUUGCAGUGACGGACGAUGGCCUUCUUCUUGUUCUUGAUCAGACCACGGGUCGCGUUCUCACGCGCACAGCCGCCCACGACAACAUUGCGGCGUGCCUGACCACGACCGCUGCCUCACGCGGUGUCCUGACCGGCGGUUUGGACGGGCAUGUCAAGUUGUGGGCCCUCACACCCGAUGGUCGUCCCGUGUUACGGGACGAGACAAACAUGACAAGCUGGCUCCCAUCGGCGUGCUGGAGGAGGCCCAUGCCAGCGCUGUGUCGCAGGCCCGAUGGCUGCGCCCGGGCCAGCUCGUGA